AUGGGCCCCUGUACCGCCUCCUCAUGCUGCUGCCAGGCCCGUAAUCUGCCAUGGGCCCCCGUACCAACUCCUCAUGCUGCUGCCAGGCCCGUAAUCUGUCAUGAUCCCCUGUACCGCCUCCUCAUGCUGCUGCCAGGUCCAGAGUGUGUCAUGGGUCCCUGUACGGCCUACCCAUUGCUGCUGUCUCCAUCGCCACACACUCUGCCAUGUGCCACUUUCAGGUCUCCUCACACUGCUGGUGGUUUCCAUUUUUGUCAUAGGGUGCUGUAUGGCCUCCCAUUGCUGCUGGGCCUCCACCGCCACACUGUGGCUCCACACUCUGGUUUUGGCCCCGUGACUGCCCAAAUGAGUGAAGUGUGCGGUGAUUCUAAGAUCGACGGCACUCAUCUGCAUGUCAUACUGACUGUCAGUAUUAUUUCUCUUCCCCAGCAGACUCCAAGGGCAUUUAAAUUAAAGGUACAGUGUUCUGCACUAAUAUAA
Messenger RNA from Staurois parvus, 480 nucleotides. The record is from the annotation of a GenBank genome assembly. Lineage: Eukaryota; Metazoa; Chordata; Amphibia; Anura; Ranidae.